AUGGAGAUUUUGUACCGAGUGCCAUGCUUAGUAUUGGGAUGCCCCAACCUGAAGCUGAAGAGGUCACCCUGGGUGCAUAGGCCCGCAGCCAUGAUGGUGUAUGCUCAGGCAGUGGUGUCUCACUUUCUCAUCACCAGAGGAAUAAUUUAUGAGGUCGCUGUUGAACAUCCAAGUGUUGGCUAUAUGACUGAUGAACAUGGGCGUCAGAGGCCAGUAGCUUUCUCGGCCUACAGAGUAAACGGACAAUAUGCUAUGGAAGGACUUGCAUCCAGCUUCCUGUUUACAAUUGGAGGUUUAGGUUUCAUACUCCUUGACCAAUCCAAUGCUGCAAACAUUCCUAAACUCAAUAGAUUUCUUCUUCUAUUCAUUGGAUUCGUCCGUGUCCUACUGAGUUUUUCAUGGCUAGAGCAUUCAAGAGAAUGGAACUGCCAAACUACUGGAUAG
This is a messenger RNA of Pteronotus mesoamericanus, 444 nucleotides long. RefSeq names its product oligosaccharyltransferase complex subunit OSTC-like. Gene Ontology annotation, cellular component: oligosaccharyltransferase complex. The record is from RefSeq and is a predicted model, not a curated record. Bases 1 to 444 code for a protein of 147 amino acids. The transcript has a single exon. Lineage: Eukaryota; Metazoa; Chordata; Mammalia; Chiroptera; Mormoopidae.